This is a messenger RNA of Doryrhamphus excisus (bluestripe pipefish), 2044 nucleotides long. The record is from RefSeq and is a predicted model, not a curated record. Lineage: Eukaryota; Metazoa; Chordata; Actinopteri; Syngnathiformes; Syngnathidae.
UAACACGCCAGGAUGCCCGGAGCCGGCGGUGUCAACGAAGACGGUUCUUGCAAGGCCUUGUGUCGAAAUCUGGCAUCCCAGAACUGCCUGCAGAGAGAGACAGCUGAUAUCUCCCAGUCCGUCCUCUACACAUCCCUGAUGGGUCUUCUGCUGGUGGCCGACAAAGAGAAAGAGCAACUGGCGUUAGGAAGUGGAAGGGCUGGCCUUAGGAACAUCAGGAACACAUGUUUCCUGAAUGCAAUAGUCCAGUGUUUGUCUCAUACACGUGGCUUGCGAGACUACUGCCUCCUGAAGUCCUACAGACAUGAAAAGUUCUCCAAAGAGGAGGCGAGGCUUAUGGAAGCUUUCUCUCAGGUGUUGUCUGGACUUUGGGAUGCAAAAGAAGAAGACGUGGUUGUCAAUCCAAGACAGUUUUACAAUAUUUUUAAAGAUGUUGUGCCUUACUUCAGCGGCUAUAGUCAACAGGAUGCCCAGGAGUUUCUCAGGUUCCUUUUGGACAAGCUGCACACCGAAAUCAAUCGCAAACCCCACAUGAGACGAGCGCUCAAGGACUCGGAGCCAAAAUAUGCCAGAUUUAGGAUCUCUGAAGAGGCGGCCGCCACGUGGAAAAGACACUUAGAGAGAGAAGACAGCAAGAUAGUCGAUCUGUUCUCAGGUCAGCUGUUGAGCUCGCUGCACUGCUCUGUGUGCUCCCACUACUCCAACACAUUUGACGUCUUCUGUGACCUGUCGCUGCCCAUCCCCAAGCGGGGCUCCGCUGGGGAGGUGACGCUGAAGGAGUGCUUGGACUUGUUCUCUCAGGAGGAGAGACUGGAUAAGGAGAAUUCACCUAUGUGCGAAAGGUGUAACAGGCACACGGAGAGCAUGAAGCGACUGUCCAUCCAGAGGUUUCCUCAUGUUAUUGUCAUCCAUCUGAAUCGUUUCACUACGUCACGGUGGUCUAUCAGUAAAAGUACCGUUUAUGUGUCCUUCCCACUCACAGACCUCGAUCUCGGACCUUACGGACCGGUAGACUGCGGUCCGGUUCUGUAUAAUUUAUAUGCAAUAUGUAACCAUGUGGGGACUGUAAACAUGGGUCACUACACAGCCUGUUGCUCUGAUGACAAUGGAUGGUGUUACUACAAUGACUCCAGUGUGACACCGCUUUCUGAGAAGCAGCUUCAGACCAAUCAAGCUUACGUCUUAUUCUACCAGCGCAGUAACAACACUGCCAAUAAAAGGAACUAAGACUUCACACUGGCUCAGGAAGACAGCCAAUCAGAGAAACCGUAUCUUCUGUGACCAUAGAAACAAACACAGUGCAGCCUUGCUGGCAUUUAUGAACUUUGUCAAUACCAAGGAAGCACAACACAAAUACUGUAUGUGCUGUAAAAAAAAAAGAGGUGAUUGUGUCAAGAAGAGCUUAGGUGCCCUGUCGCCUUAAGGAUUUUUAUUAUGUAUGUAUAUAUUUUUCAGAAUGUACUCAUAAGUAAGUCAUUUGAUUGGUAGAACUUAUUAGUAACCAUCUCAUACCACGGAACUAUGGAAUAAUAAUAGUAAUAAAAAAUAAACAUUGUACCAUAGUUUGGUGACUGUGCAUGUAAAUAAAUGUAAAAUAUAAAUGUAUUACUUUUAAAUUCAUGUUUUUUGGAGGUUUGUACGGUGGCCAAGAAGUGCAAAACACGUUAGCAAAAAGCAAAACAAAUGACUAGUACACCACCCGGAAAGGGAUUGUACUUCUGAUUCGUGUGGCGAUUCAACGCCUCUCAUUGGUCCAGACGUUUCCACUUCCUGUAGCUGAGUAAUUUAGGUUGCUUUUUGUGCACGUGUCUUUUGGACGACUCGGCCACCGUAUGUUUUAUUUUAUUAUUAAUGUUUUAUUAUCCAUCUUGGCAAUUUGAACAUAAGCAUCUGAGAUAUAAUUGUUUAUGUAACUAUAUGUAACUUUAUGUAUACAAAAAUUAAGUUUUUUAAGGUUAUCUAUCUGAACGUAUACAGCACUGGUUUCCUGUGAAACAAUCCCUUACCGAGGAUAAAAAUGCCAAGCUUUUAAUAACUAAUAAAC